CUACUAUUGUUAUUGUUGAAAUUGUCGAUGUCAAUAUUGUUAUGAUUGGCACUCCUGGGAAGCAGCCCCAGGACGCCCUCCCUACUGGGCCUGGUGGGGGAUUGGGUCGGCCUUCACUCCAGCUCCACGCCCCCGCAGUUACUCUGCCGAUUGUGACGUCAGCUGACGCUGGGGGCGGGUGGGGGAAUCUGGCCGGAAAUCCCUCUUCCUGUUGCAGAUAAGCCCAGCUUAGCCCAGCUGACCCCAGACCCUCUCCCCUCACUCCCCCCAUGUCGCAGGAUCAAGACCCUGAGGCAGACAGCCUGUUCACCAAGCCCCCCGCCCUGCCCCCAUCACCCCGUAAACUUCUCCCAGCCUCCGCCCUGCCCUCACCCAGCCCGCUGUUCCCCAAGCCUCGCUCCAAGCCCACGCCACCCCUGCAGCAGGGCAGCCCCAGAGGCCAGCACCUAUCCCCGAGGCUGGGGUCGAGGCUCGGCCCCGCCCCUGCCCCUGCAACUUGAGCCUGGCUGCGACCCCUGUUCUGACGUCUCGGAAAAUUCCCCCUUGCCCAAGCCCUUGGGGGAGGGGGUGCGUGGUAUGAAAUGGGGCUGAGACCCCCGGCUGGGGGCAGAGGAACCCGCCAGAGAACAUUCAGAGGCCUUCAUCGCAUCCAUGGACCUGUGGAACUGGGAUGAGGCAUCCCCACAGGAAGUGCCUCCAGGGAACAAGCUGGCAGGACUUGGUAGGCUGCCGAGGCUGCCACAACGUGUGUGGGGAGGGUGUCCAGGUGGGGCCUCUGCUGACCCUAACCCCUUAUCGCCUGCAGAAGGAGCCAAAUUAGGCUUCUAUUUCCCUGAUCUGGCACUCCAAGGGGACACGCCGACAGCGACAGCAGAGACAUGCUGGAAAGGUACAAGCUCAUCCCUGCCAAGCUUCCCACAGCUGGACUGGGGCUCCGCGUUACUGCACCCAGAAGUUCCAUGGGGAGCGGAGCCCGACCCUCAGGCUCUUCCGUGGUCGGGGGACUGGACAGACGUGGCGUGCACAGCCUGGGACUCUUGGAGCGGCGCCUCGCAGACCCUGGGCCCCGCCCCUCCCGGCCCGGGCCCCAUCCCCGCCGCCGGCUCCGAAGGCGCCGCGGGCCAGAACUGCGUCCCCGUGGCGGGAGGGGCCACCUCGUGGUCGCGCGCCCAGGCCGCCGGGAGCAACACCAGCUGGGACUGUUCUGUGGGCCCCGACGGCGUCACCUACUGGGGCAGUGGCCUGGGCGGGAAGCCGCGCACGGACUGUACCAUUUCGUGGGGCGGGCCCGCGGGCCCGGACUGUACCACCUCCUGGAACCCGGGGCUGCGUGCGGAUGGCACCACCUCUUUGAAGGGGUACCAGAGCUCAGCUCUCACCGUUUCCUCCGAACCGAGUCCGCAGUCGGACCGUGCCAGUUUGGCUCGAUGCCCCAAAACUAACCACCGAGGUCCCAUUCAGCUGUGGCAGUUCCUCCUGGAGCUGCUCCACGACGGGGCGCGUAGCAGCUGCAUCCGUUGGACUGGCAACAGCCGCGAGUUCCAGCUGUGCGACCCCAAAGAGGUGGCUCGGCUGUGGGGCGAGCGCAAGAGAAAGCCGGGCAUGAAUUACGAGAAGCUGAGCCGGGGCCUUCGCUACUACUAUCGCCGCGACAUCGUGCGCAAGAGCGGGGGGCGAAAGUACACGUACCGCUUCGGGGGCCGCGUGCCCAGCCUAGCCUAUCCGGACUGUGCGGGAGGCGGACGGGGAGCAGAGACACAAUAAAAAGUCCCGGUCAAACCUC
Pongo pygmaeus (Bornean orangutan) is the source of this 1783-nucleotide messenger RNA. RefSeq names its product ETS variant transcription factor 2 (gene ETV2). Lineage: Eukaryota; Metazoa; Chordata; Mammalia; Primates; Hominidae. The transcript has 6 exons. Gene Ontology annotation, biological process: regulation of transcription by RNA polymerase II; cell differentiation. The coding region runs from base 652 to 1764 and encodes 370 amino acids. The record is from RefSeq and is a predicted model, not a curated record. Gene Ontology annotation, cellular component: nucleus. Gene Ontology annotation, molecular function: DNA-binding transcription factor activity, RNA polymerase II-specific; sequence-specific DNA binding.